AUAAAUAGUGUACUGGCUGUAAACAAUCACAGUAAAUAUGAAAACAAAGAAGAAAUUAUAUUAGAAGAAAACAUUUACGCUAGUUCACGACCGUGUAAAGAAUUCUGUGGUACUCCAACGAGGAAUAGCAGAGACAUACGAGGAAGGCCUAAGAGUCAAUUCUUGGAGGCAAUGUUACAGACACCUAUGUUACAAACGUAUACAAAUGAACCAGAUGUUUUCUCAAUACUUCGGGAUAAUUACGAUCUCCCUAAAGGAUUCAAUGGACCCUUAGUAGAGUACGACUUUAUAGUCGUCGGAGCGGGAUCGGCAGGGAGCGUGCUUGCUUCUCGACUUAGUGCGCGCAGGAAAGCGACUGUCUUACUCUUAGAGGCCGGGGUAGGUGAAUCAAUACUGACAGGUGUACCUAUCUUAGCGCCAUUGUUCCAACGGACAGAUUACGUGUGGCCAUACUUCAUGGAGCGCCAACCAGGAGUUUGUAUGGGUAUGGAAAAUGAGCGUUGUUUCUGGCCAAGAGGCAAGGCAGUUGGGGGCACGAGCGUAGUCAACUAUAUGAUAUAUGCCCGUGGGUUGCCUGAAGAUUGGGACAGAAUCGCAGCCGCGGGAAAUUACGGAUGGUCUUAUAGAGAAGUAUUACCAUAUUACAUGAAGUCAGAAAGUGCAACACUCAAAGGCCAAUCUAAAUCCCCAUGGCAUGGCCGAGACGGAGAACUUACAGUUGAAGAUGUUCCAUUUAGAUCAAAACUAUCAAAAGCAUUUUUAGACGGAGUGAAAUUUUUGGGACAUCGAAUAGUCGAUUACAAUAGCCCAGACGGAUUCGGCUUUAACUACAUUCAAGCGACAAUAAACCGCGGAGUCAGGAUGAGUAGCGCAAAAGCAUUCCUGCACAAACAUAAAAACCGAAAGACCCUUCACAUUCUACCAAAUAGUCGAGUAACAAAGGUUUUAAUCGACCCAAUAACAAAGACGGCAUAUGGUGUAGAAUUUCAGAGAAACGGCCAAGUGUAUCAAAUUCGAGCAAAAAAGGAAGUUAUACUUUCGGCCGGCCCUAUUGAAUCACCGCAUUUGUUAAUGCUCUCGGGUGUUGGACCGAGAAGUCAAUUAGAAUCCUUUGAGAUACCCGUGAUACAGGAUUUGCCUGUUGGUCAAACGCUCUACGACCAUAUAUCCUUUCCCGCUUUAGCUUACACGCUUAACACAACAAGAUUGACCAUAGCAACGAGAAAUAUUGGACUCGUUCAGACUGGCGUGAAGUUGACGCAAUUCGGCGAUGGCCCUUUGACAUCACUAGCUGGUGUGGAAACCAUAGGAUAUUUAAAAACUAACGUCUCCGAUGAGGUCGGUGAUUACCCCGACAUUGAAUUAAUUGGAUCCUGCGCAUCUAUGGCAACUGACGAGGGACAGUUGGUAUCGAAAGGACUACGAAUAGCGGACUGGUUGUACAAUGACGUAUACAAGCCUUUGGAAAAAAUUGAAAGCUUCACAAUUUUAAUGAUGUUACUACAUCCGAAAUCUAAGGGCUACAUGAAAUUAAAAUCGAAAAAUCCUUUCGAGCAACCUGCGUUGUACGGAAAUUACUUGCAGCAUCCAAAAGAUGUUGCCACGAUGAUCGCAUCUAUAAGGUAUAUAAAUAAAUUAGUUGAAACACCUUCGUUUCAGAAGUACGGUGCGAAAUUAUACAAGAAAAAGUUCCCGAAUUGCAAACAGUAUAAAUUCGAUAGUGACAAUUAUUGGGAAUGCGCGAUCCGUACGGUGACAUCGACACUGCAUCAUCAAAUAUCUACAUGCAGGAUGGGCCCAGUAACAGAUCCUGAUGCAGUUGUGGAUCCAGAAUUAAGAGUAUAUGGGGUUAGAAAUCUUCGUGUGAUAGACAGCAGUGUUAUUCCAAAGACAAUCGCUGCGCAUACUAACGCCCCUGCAAUCAUGAUAGGCGAGAAAGGUGCGGACAUGAUCAAGAAUACGUGGGGCUUGAUUUAAACGUACCGCUCAAGAAUCAAUGAGAGUUUUCACAUGAAAAUGGUCUUCCAUGCAA
This is a messenger RNA of Papilio machaon (common yellow swallowtail), 2032 nucleotides long. RefSeq names its product glucose dehydrogenase [FAD, quinone]. The record is from RefSeq and is a predicted model, not a curated record. Lineage: Eukaryota; Metazoa; Arthropoda; Insecta; Lepidoptera; Papilionidae. Bases 172 to 1977 code for a protein of 601 amino acids. The transcript is spliced from 5 exons. Gene Ontology annotation, molecular function: oxidoreductase activity, acting on CH-OH group of donors; flavin adenine dinucleotide binding.